This is a messenger RNA of Hyaena hyaena (striped hyena), 3817 nucleotides long. RefSeq names its product centrosomal protein 126 (gene CEP126). The transcript has 12 exons. NCBI's taxonomy places the organism in Eukaryota, Metazoa, Chordata, Mammalia, Carnivora, Hyaenidae. The record is from RefSeq and is a predicted model, not a curated record. Bases 61 to 3546 code for a protein of 1161 amino acids. Gene Ontology annotation, cellular component: midbody; centrosome; ciliary base. Gene Ontology annotation, biological process: mitotic spindle organization; cytoplasmic microtubule organization; non-motile cilium assembly.
GCCGGGGCUGCCAUGAGGGAGGCGCCGGCGGCGGGCCGGGCGGCGGCGCGCAGGUGAAGGAUGCUGGCCUGGAGGCCCGGAGCCCGGAGCGCAGUGGCGGCGCGCUGCACCGAGUCUUCGGACGCCCACGACGGAGCCCCCCUCAGCCCCCGCUCGGGCCGCGGGUGCCGCCGGCCUGGCGCCGACCUAGCUAUGAAAAUCCAUCUAGAGAAAAAUUUAGAAGAAGAGCGCCAGAUAUUAUUGCAGCAACAAAAAAUAUGUCGAAAUCGAGCUCGUAAAUAUUUUGUGGAAUCAAACCGGAGAAAAAAAGCUUUUGAAGAGAAACGAAAAGAACAAGAAGAAAGAGAACAACAAAUCAGAGAACAGAUACUUCAACAAAGAAAAGAAAAGUUUGAAGAAGUCACUGAAAAAUUCCAACGUGCCCAUAUUCCUCUUUCACAACGGAGGAGAGCAGUUUUUCAGAAACCAGUUCCUCCUUUGGAAGAAGCCCUCAAACAAAUUCAGGAAUCCAACUUAAAAUCAGAAGGAAACCUUCCCUCUUCCCACAGACCAACAAUAAAUUGGAGAGCUGUAGAUAAUGCCUUGCCUUCAUCAUUGUCAAAAAAUGGUCACAAGCAUCAGAAACUUCUCUUAUCCAAAAUCAAUUGUGAUAAAGAAAUGAAGGAAAACAACAGGGCAAACAUGGCUACUAACAAAGAUGCGUUCCAGCUUAAACUGGAAGAAACUCAGAAACUCCUAGAAGAUCAGCAUCUAAGCAGUUUGCAAAAAUUUCGUGAUGAAGUUAAUCAAAUAACAAAUUCUGAAACCCUCUCAAGUAUAGAUAGUCUCGAGGCUGGGGAACAUGAAGAAAUAUAUUUAACAAUUAACAUGGAGCCUUUCCUGUCAAACCAACAGAAUUCUGUUUCUCUCAAGUCAGUAAAUCUGCAGUCAACUAAUCUAAGCUGCUUUGAUGAAGAUAAACUAUCACUCUCUAAAACUCAACAUAUAAAUAAUUGGCUCAUAAAUGUAAAUAAUCCAGAUACUCGGAGUGCCACACCUUUCUCAGAUAUUUUAAGUAAACCUAACAUUCUACCUUCCCAUCAACGUUUUAACAGUAAAGAACAAAAUCCACCUGUGGAAAGAGUCACAAAUACUAAUAAUUCAGUAGCCUUUGUGUGCAGUCCGCCCAUAUGUGUACAAGACGGAAAAAGCAAAGAGGUCUCUGAAACCAGCUCUGUGAGGGCAACUCACUCCUCCUCUGGAGCGUUCAGAAGGGAGAGACCCUUUGUUACUGAGAGCCCGACAUUUAAACUCAGCAGAUUCUCUAACUGCUCCACUCCAGACUCCCUAACACAGGAAACGGCUGCAUCUGCAGACCAGAGGGGAAAUUUUGAAUUAGCACAGGAAAAUAGAACUACUUCAAUCCCUACUUCAUUUGUACCCAUGGCAACGCCUUUGGUUUUGCCUAAUAAACAAUCAGCUAGGCCUCUACCAAACAGCAGCCUACCUAUAAAAGAAAUCGACCCAGUGCAGUGUUCUGAUAAGUUAGGAGAAUUGAAAAAUGUUAAAGAUGAGAAGAUAAAAUAUUUUAAUUGUAAUAAGAAAGACUUGCCUUUAUUUUCAGAUGAUUUUCAAGUUGCCUAUAUACCUCACCACUCUGAUUCAAAAGAGAAAAAACAAAAAAUAGUGGAAACAUCAACAUCAGUGUCUCACGUAAUCUCUAACUGUGACUUAGUCAGUCAGCACAAGAAAAUGAAAUACAACAUUCAUGAGAGAAACGGUGUGAGGUUUCUUAAAAGUAUUUUAAAAAAAGAAUCUAAAUACGAACAUGAUUGUUUUAAGGCACUAGUUAUAAACCGAAGCUUUAAGUUAGGAAAUCAAAGAGCAGCAGCUAUUAGAGAUAGUAUUGAAUUAACAAAAGAAAAAGGUACAGAAAUUCCAAAGACUAUUAAAAAACUGAGGUGGUUUGAUGAAACUGGAGAUACAGAAAAACCCGCUGCAGAUAAUCAUUCGCUGAAGAGAACAGAACUAUCUCAACAGUGGUGUCAACCGUUCCACGUUCAGACCGGAAGUGGUGCUGCCAGCCACGUAAUUGACGUUGCAGCCGGUCCUGUGAGUUCGGUUGAGGGAACGAAGCCCACAGAGGGCUCCAGCUCUGAAAACGUGCCCGCUUUAGAACCUGGAACAGACCAUGUGCCUCUGAACCGUCUCGUACCUUCAGGUUGUAACGUUGCCAAACAAGCCUGGCCAGCCUCAGAAAAAGAGGAAAGCCAAGCCCCUCUACCUAGUGGUGAUUCUACAGCUCAGAAAGCUCACCCACGAAGAGGGGGCGCCAAAGUAAUUAGGAGAACACGAUGUGCUCAAGUCCAGUCACACUUGGCGUGUGCCACCAGAAAAGGCACUGUCGUUCGGCCGCAGUCCGCAAGCAGAGCCGACGCAUUUUUACCGGCUCAGGGCAGACUGACUGUGCCUCAUCCUCCUCCGAAGUCCCCGUCAAACAGGAGGAGUGGUAACAAUACACAGGUGUCUCAGUGUCCCUCAGUAACGCUUGAAAAUUCUCAAAACGUUAUGACACAAAACUGUUUUAAUUCCAAACCUGUGCUUCCAACAGAACACGGGUUAAAUCAGUGGAAUCAAGAAAGUCGUUUUCCACUCUCAGAUGUCUGUUCGGACUUAGCCACUACGAUGCCUUCUCUGCCACAUUGUUCUUCCGAGUGCCCAACUUUAGCAAACAUCAAUCAUUCAAAUGGCAUGCAGAUGGUUGCCCAGCAAGGUGGGAGGUUUCACUGCACCCACAGAUGUCCUGUGUAUGAAGAAAGUCAUCACAACGUGACUCUUAGAACUGCUAAACGAGAAUCUGUUCCUUUGCGGAAGAGACGAAACGAUAUUCUGGGUCAAAAUGCCAAGACUGCUGAUUCUGCUAUUGUAAGAAGAAAACGAAUUGUUGAAAAUAAGCAGAGACGUCUUUUAGAACAGAAAAGGCAAAACUCUGGAUCUGUGGGACAGAAGUACAAUGAGCAAAUGAAUAAUUUUGGACGAAGUGUCCAGCUAAGUUCAAGGGAGCCAAAACAAACAAGGGGUACUUCUGAUGCUGAAGAAGUUUCAGAUAGUACUUCUGAGUUUUUGAUGGCUGAAAACCUAGUGAAAGCUUCAGUGCCUGAGGAUGAAAUUCUCACUGUCAUAAAUAGCAAGCCGCUACAGAAAUCAAAUGUGGCUUCAAAUACAACCCCGCCAUUCAACAUUUGUGCACUGUCAGCUGAUGAACAGAAGAUUCUACAGUCCCUCAGUCGUCUCAAUGAAAGGCUGUACUGUAAUACCAUAGUCAUGUCAUUUGUGAUGAUGCCAGUUCCUCUGGCUGAUGCAUCUGUCAGGAACACACGGAUACACUCCCACGUCAGCGCUGGCACAGGCUUCUGUCUAUACUCACCAUCUAUCAAAAAUGUACAAGAAACCAUUUCCAAAAAUCCAUCCAUCAGAAAUACCCUACGAAUAAUACAACUUCUGGACAGCCAGCCAAGGACCAGUCUCUCUCCUGAUGUUGGACCCAGAUCGCAGAGAAAAUACUGAUGAGGAAUAACAGUAACUAUUAAAUGGAUCAUUUUUUAUAGACUCCUGUAAAUAUAUCACACAUUUCUGCAUUUGUUAAUAAUUUAAAAUACUAUAAACAUAAAGAGAAAUCAUAACAUGGGUAAUGGAGAUAAAUGGACUAGUUUAUUUACAUUUAUGCUACAAGUUUAAUAUGUAUUUUAUUGAUAAAUACAUUUUUAGUGAAUGGAAAUGCUUCAUUGUUUUUAACGGGCAUGCUUCUGAAAAUAAAUUCAUUAUAUUUAAAAAUAAA